Messenger RNA from Mya arenaria, 1095 nucleotides. RefSeq names its product ubiquitin-like protein ATG12. Gene Ontology annotation, biological process: autophagy of mitochondrion; autophagosome assembly; C-terminal protein lipidation. The transcript is spliced from 4 exons. The coding region runs from base 30 to 410 and encodes 126 amino acids. Gene Ontology annotation, cellular component: Atg12-Atg5-Atg16 complex; cytoplasm; phagophore assembly site membrane. Lineage: Eukaryota; Metazoa; Mollusca; Bivalvia; Myida; Myidae. The record is from RefSeq and is a predicted model, not a curated record.
CUUCAUAAGUGUUGAUCACUUCCGGUAAAAUGUCAACGGAAGAAAAUUUAGGAGAGAACAGCGGAACAGCUUCUAACACGAAUGAGACCGUGGCUGCAGCAUCUGCAGAUAUAGAACAACCAUCAAGCCCUACUCUGACUAAGACAAAAAUUGAUGUAUUACUUAAAGCGGCAGGGGAUGCUCCUAUCAUGAAGAAGAAGAAAUGGACAGUCGAUCGCAACAAGAAAGUGGCAUAUAUAACAGCCUUCAUCAGCAAGGCAAUCAAACUAGAGCCGGGGGAAUCUCUGUUUCUCUAUGUGAACCAGUCAUUUGCUCCACCACUAGACACUGAAGUUGGAACAGUUUUUGAUUGUUUUGGCAGUGAUGGAAAAUUGGUCCUCCACUAUUGUAAGACUCAGGCAUGGGGUUGACACAUAGAUUGGAAAAAAGACAGAGACAUUUCUCAAUUUCUGUGAUAAUAUUUUAUGUUUUAUGGUUACCACUACCUUAUACAUGACAUAGGAGUGAAUAGUUUAUCAUGCCUGUAUUGGACAUAAAAAACACAACAAAAACAGGUGCCUCUGUUGGAAAAAGGGACUCUUCGAGGCUUGUAUUCAGAAUGUUUGUGUCAGACCUAUUAUUUGGAUGUUUGGAACAAAGUCAAAGUAACAUUGAUUGGGUUAGCGCAGUGGUUAGCCAACUAGCUUCUCACCAUGGCAACCCAGGCUGGACUUUCAGUCUGAAUUGUAUAUUAGUUUGGUUAGUGGUCACCAACCUGACAAAUGGGUUUUCUCCUGUACUUUGGUUUUCCCCACAAUACAAGAUCACAUUUGACUUAGUAUAAGUUAUCGUAACUUUCUUCACAAUCGCUGUAACGUAUUUAAUGUUUAAAUUAUUAUUAUUAUUAUAACUGUGUACAUGUAUGCAAUACAGUGCAACAGGGAUACAAACAAAACAGUUUGCUAAUGUGAGCGACUUUUUGCCUUAACCAAACUAGAACUGGUCAUAUGGUUAUGGUUCAAUAAAUCAAUUUUAUGCGCUAUGUCCUGUUUUACUAAUAUGAUAUGUUAACUGUUGAUUAAAUAUUGUAUUUCAAGAAUAAAGAUAAAUUUGAAA